AAAUGGUUCUCCUCCUGGAAGAUUGAUUGGCUCAAUAGAACAUGAUCAGUCUAAUGCUAGGUCAGAUCUCUAUGCAUUACACGUGCUUCGUUGGCUAUCCUGCGAAAGAAACAAAUGGCGUUACAAUAAGUUUGUAUUGACUGAUAUGGAGCCAGCUGACUCAAGUGCAGUUGAAACUGAAGGAAAAGACCGAGCAUCCUUCUACACUAAUGCAGCAGAGUAUUGGUCGUCAGUUCCUCCUACUAUUGAUGGGGUGCUGGGGGGGUUCGGCUUUGUUUCUCGAACUGACAUACAAGGAUCAGUGUCUUUCCUGAAAAAAUUAUUCAAGUUACAGAAUCCCCCAGGUCAUGAACGGGCUUUAGACUGUGGAGCUGGGAUUGGAAGAAUAACAAAACAUCUUCUUCUCCACUUCUUUGAUGAAGUUGAUUUGGUUGAACAAAAUUCAACCUUCCUAGAAGAAGCAAAACAUUUCAUUGGAACAUGCCAAAAAGUUGGGAAUUUGUACUGUGUUGGUCUUCAGGAUUUCUCACCAAAACAAAAUACAUAUGAUAUAAUAUGGUGCCAGUGGGUUUUGGGGCAUCUUACAGAUGAAGAUCUAGUAGAUUUCUUCAAGUCAUGCAAGCAGGGCUUAAAACCAAAUGGUAUUUUAGUCGUAAAGGAAAACCUAGCAUCAUCUGAUGAAGUUGACAUCCAUGAGGAAGAUUCAUCUGUGACUCGACCAAUUUCCCUUCUCCGAACACUGUUCAGGAAGGCAGGACUGCGUUGCAUUAAAGAGCAGAAACAGAAGAACCUUCCAAGAGGCUUAUAUACAGUAAAAAUGUUUGCUCUCGUACCUGAUAUCAAAGUUUCUAAUAGCAGUGUUGGUAGUUUUACUACUCAGCCAUCAGUUACAUAUAGUGAUAAUGGAGAGACAUAAUCAGUGAAUUAAGGGAUAAUGAAAAAUCAUCUGCUGUGUCAUACAUAUUCGUGUUGUCACAACUACUUAUCUUGAAGGAAAAUGGAUAGCCAACCUGUUUUGGGUUGCUUUACCAGAAGUAAGUAUGAGAUUGAACAUGUGAGCAUCAGGUUUAUAGUAAAUUUUACAAGCAUGCAACGCUGUACACCUGUUCCAGUGCUUGUUGAUUACAUGAAAUGCUGAUGAGACAUGGGUUAACUAUCACUUUAUGUAUAUUGGAAAGGAAUGAGUAUAAACUAAUUUAUAGUAUUAUGUUUUUAAAUAAAAAUAAUAAAUAUUUACUACACAAUAA
Messenger RNA from Zootermopsis nevadensis, 1247 nucleotides. RefSeq names its product N-terminal methyltransferase (gene Ntmt). NCBI's taxonomy places the organism in Eukaryota, Metazoa, Arthropoda, Insecta, Blattodea, Termopsidae. Gene Ontology annotation, molecular function: N-terminal protein N-methyltransferase activity. The record is from RefSeq and is a predicted model, not a curated record. Gene Ontology annotation, biological process: N-terminal protein amino acid methylation. Gene Ontology annotation, cellular component: cytoplasm.